Molecule: messenger RNA, 5128 nt
Organism: Salmo salar (Atlantic salmon)
Lineage: Eukaryota; Metazoa; Chordata; Actinopteri; Salmoniformes; Salmonidae
Product: KN motif and ankyrin repeat domain-containing protein 1
Biological process (GO): negative regulation of actin filament polymerization
Cellular component (GO): cytoplasm; cytoskeleton
Molecular function (GO): protein binding
Source: RefSeq, a predicted model, not a curated record
GCACCUGACGUUCACGAGCGUCGCUCAGCUCUCGGGUGUGCUUUGUUGAUAACUUUCUGCGCAUGGGCAGUGAAAGGGCCAGUGGAUAGUGAAACAUUGGGUCGGACAGAAUAAAUGAAUGGCGCACCAAACUGAAGGCCAAAGGAAGUGAAAUUGGAUGAAAAGUAAAUUAUGUAGCGUGAAUGUUCACGAGAAGUUGUAAAACGAGUUGGAUGCACGAUUUUAAAAAAUACUUUAAACACUUAUUCAACAAUGGCAUGCUAAACGUUUGUACAACUCUCUGAUCCAGGAAAAGGGAUACAGUAUUAUAAUGCUGGUGCCAAAAGCAUACUAGUGCAGUAAGAACUGUUUGAUUCUAAGGAUCGGUGUUCAGCUUUGUUACAUCUCUGCAGAAUUAUCCCUCAUACAUCUUCAAGAUGCACAUUAGGUCUUGAGCUGGACUUCACACAUGGAUGGACCCAGAACCAUUUCUUUGCCAUAAGGAUCAACUGUACCAAUGGCUCAAGACACACACAUUUACAGAAAUGGCCAAGGUAACAGAGGAAGGUCAGUCAGUGCUACUGAGGCGACCGCCCCCUACUGUCUGGAGACGCCUUACGGCUACCAGCUGGACCUGGACUUCCUCAAGUACGUGGACGACAUCCAGAACGGCUCCACCAUUAAUAGGCUGAGGAGGAAGCCCCUCAGGGUGACCAACAGCAGGGCAGAAGCGCAAAGUGGCACCACACCCAGCCAAUCAUGGACCUCAUCGGAAUCCCUGUCCUCGGCGAGUAGUGGUGACACGCGGGUGAGUCAGUCUGCCAUGUCGACCGGUAACCGAGGGAAACCCCCUCUUCCUCCACCCCACAGUACCUCUACCACCAGCAGCACCACCCCGUCUAGUCAAGAGGGGUCCUCCGUCCCUUUGAAACCCCAAGAGGGGAAGCCUGCUCCGGCCGUCCGCUCCCUGAACACCCCCAGGUUCAACCCUCUAGUGGAGAAGACCCUGGUGGAGACCCGUUGGCGCUUGGAGCAGGAGAAAACCUCCAGCACCACCCCAGCCCAGCCCCACCCUGAGCCCCAUCCCCGCCGGCGCCUAGCCAGCUUCGGGGGAGUGGGCUCCAGUGGCUCCCUGUCCGCCUUCACCGGCUGGGGUUCCUACAACCAGAACAACAGCGGAAACGUCAACAAGCCCCAUGCUGAAGGUGAGCUUUCCCUGCCCCUAUCCCUCCACCAUGGCUCUUCCCUGGGCAGCGGAGGGUCCCUGAGACCCAGCCCCCAGAGCUCUGGCAGGGACACCCCAGUCACGGGCCUCAGCCCCCUGCACCUGCAGCAUGUCAGGGACCAGAUGUUGAUGGCUAUCCAGAGGCUGAAGGAGCUGGAGGAACAGGUGAGGAGCAUCCCUGUUCUACAGGUGAAGAUCUCUGUCCUCCAGGAGGAGAAGAGACAGCUGGUCUCUCGGAUGAAGAACCAGGACCAAGAAGAGCUGAGUGACGUGUUCCGGAAGAGAGCCCACAGCAUGGGCAGCGCCGGUCGGUUCCGGGUUGGGAAGGCCUCCGAACUCUUAGGGAAACCUGAAGAUGGGCUGGAGAACAAGGCAGAGCACAACAGUGCCUCCUCUGGCCUGAAGGAGUUCCAGCAGCUGACUGCUGAGAUGGAGGCUUUGGAGAGGAACAUCAAGGGCGGUCGCCUGCAAGCACGGCAUGGCCUCAACCAGAACACAUUAUGCAGCAACUGCAGAGCUCACAAAUCAGUAUCCGUCAGCAUUGAUGAAGACUUGGAUGCCAUCUUAGAUGUCAGGUCCUCAAAACAACACAGGGACAUCGCCGUGAAGACCAAGCCCACAGACACACGAUGCGUAGCAACGGGUGUAACUGAGGCCCACCUCGUUGUCACCGCGGAUAAGGGGUCGGAGCUAGAUGCCCAGCAGAGAAUCAUAGAAGCUCUGAAGGAGAGGGUAUGUCAGUUGGAGGCAGAGGUAAAGGAGUCCACCCUGCAGACGGAGAUGGGCAGGCUGAAGCUGGAGCUACAGGCUGCCGGGGCCAGGAACAAGGCUGAUAAAGGCUCCACCGCCAGGCCAUCCACCCACAGCACCUCCACAGCCACGGAGGCCCUGGAGGCCAGGCCCAAGACCCAGACCAGGAGCCUGGGGGUGGGCAACCACACAGAGGUCCAGGAUGCCUCGGCUGGAGGUAGACUGGAGGUGGAGGGGUGGAGCUGUAGUGUUGGAGUGUCCUGUAGGCCGGAGCUGAAGAGUGUGAGCUCAGGACCAGAGGUACCGAUGACUUGGUGGGUGGUCAGAGAGAGAGUGGGGACCCGGGACCAAUGUGUUGGGAGACAGGUGGUGAUGUUCACCCAAGGUGUGGGGACAGGGGUGAGGGUGUGUGAGGCAGGAGUGAACACAGAUCUCACCAUGGAGAGUUUGGCUGCAGCGAGAAGAUGGGGGAUGAGGGAGUGUCAGUUGGUGUCGGUGGGGAGCGGGGACUGUACGGUCGACGACGUGAUGAGUGCUGUAAAGGAGGUCGGCAUGGAAACCGACCCUCCAGUCAGACGGGUGGAUUCAGGUGUCAUGGUGUCACCUCAGACGGUCUCCCAGCGCACCAACACAUCACCAACACUCAGCUCGGUCACCCGUUUCACAAACACCUGCCGCUCGUUCAACACCAACUCCAGCACCAACACCGUGCUCAACACCCAGGAGAAACACACCAACACCACACACACUAUCACCCGGAACAUCGCUGUUGGCAACAGCAGGGUCCUAGAGCUAAUCCAGGCCGUUGCUAAGACCUGCUCCGUCGGCAUUGGAACGACCGUGCCAUGGGGAGGAAACGCAGAACAACCAACCCAAACCAAUGCGGCUGUCGCCAAGGCAACAACCAGAGACGCUGGGGUCGGGAUGACUAACGUGAACGACAACUUCUUGGUUGGACUGAAGACCCGGAACAUCGCCUGUGGUCCUUCCUGUCUCCCCGACCCCACCAAGACCAGGAGUAUUGGGAUCGGGGUGGGUGAGGGGCGCAUACGGGACCUUGCAGGACCACCAUCACUGACACAGACAUCCCAUUCUCACCAGGCCCAGGGGCAAUCCCAGUUAGAGCCUGGUCUGGACCACUACAUAGAGAAGAUGCAGUGUCUGCUGAUGGAGCAGCAGGGCCUGCUGACUGAGAGCUACAGUGAGCUGGGAGAGGUGUUCAUCCAGCCUGCGUCAGACACCACCACUCUCAUCAUGUCACCCAUCAACUCUGCCAUGACACAGGGAGGCACGGAGGACCGGCCAAUACCCUCACAAUCCACAGAUUGUGUACAGUCCCAGUCCAUUGCAGGGCCCGGCCAGUUCACUAACACCUCACCUCAGAGAAACACAGAAAGGUCAGGGGUCAGCCAGCAUGUCACCAAGGAGUCAGAGGUCAAGCAAAAGAUACUACGCAUAGAACACCAAACUUCCUCUGCAUUGCACGGUCAGCCCACGAACGCCAACAUGCUGAGGUCCAUCAUGAAGAAACAAGAUGGUGACCGAGGCUACACUGGAACCAGGAAGAGCCUGAAGUUUGUGGGUGUGACCACAGGGUGUGAGUCCAUGUCCACUAGUGAACCAUCCAGCUCUGAAGAAGAGGAGAAGAACGGGAACGGGAGGGAGGUCUGUGGCCUCCAGGAUCGGAGCCGAAUGGGCGGGAACAAAGGGGUGGACAACAGAGAAUGUAGUGGCCAUGGGAGGACCGAGAUACAGGAGAGUUUUCAGUUGAGUGAGAAGAUGCUGUCUGCUUGCCAUGCACUGAAGACCCAUCUGAGUGACGACCAGAUUUUAUCCAGCAGAGAACUGCGGUCCUGCCUGAACAUGCUGCAGCACGAGUGGUUCCGUGUGUCCAGUCAGAAGUCAGCUGCUCCGGCUGUGGUGGGGGACUAUUUAACGGCGUUCCGGUCAGUUUCUCCAGCCGUGCUGAGACACGUAGCCAACAUGGCGGACGGUAACGGUAACACAGCACUCCACUACAGCGUGUCCCACUCCAACUUCACCGUCGUAAAGAGGAUGCUGCUGGCAGAUGUGUGUAACGUGAACCAGCAGAACAAGGCAGGAUAUACCCCCAUCAUGCUGGCUGCCCUGGCUGCUGUGGAGGCCCCAGAGGACAUGGAGGUGGUAGAGGAGCUCUUCAGUAAAGGAGAUGUUAAUGCCAAGGCCAGCCAGGCUGGUCAGACAGCCCUGAUGCUGGCAGUGAGCCACGGCAGGAUGGACAUGGUGCGGGCCCUCCUGGCCAAGGGGGCAGAGGUCAACCUUCAGGAUGAUGAGGGCUCUACAGCGCUAAUGUGUGCCAGCGAACACGGCCACGCUGAGAUAGUCAGGCUGCUGCUGGCCAAGCCAGGCUGUAACGCCACCCUGAGUGAUAGCGAUGAGAGCACGGCCCUGUCCAUAGCUCUUGAGACUGGACAUAAAGACAUAGCAGUGCUGCUCUAUGCCCAUGUCAACUUCUCCAAAUGCCAGGCAGGGGGAACCCCUCGUCUCGGUAGAAAUACACCCCCCAGUUCCGCUGGAAGAGCCGUCUUUGAAUGAAACUACCCGCAAACCUCCACCCUCGCUGCUACACAUAGACAUAUGCUUAGUGUAUGGAAUAAUUUGUGAUGGUUCUAUGUGGCCCUUAUAAAGGGUUUAUGAAGGCUUCAAAGUUGAUGUUCGUUUUAAAGCGGGACCAAGAUGAUGCCCUCGUAUCCAAGCACUCAACAAGCGAUCUGAGACCACAAUUGUAAAUCUUAGCCUAGUGAAACGAAUGAGCGAUGUAGUCUAUAUGGACUGCCUCUUCUCUUGUCCAGGUUGACAGCUUGAAACUUAGAGGUUGCUAGGCAAAUCACUCUCCUACAGUAAUUAUAUCCCCACUACCUGUGGCCUUUCUGUGUAGGAGUUUAAUUUAUUACAUUUUAGUCUCUAGAUUGAGUACAUUGCAUAUACAUGCAGAUCAUUUCAUUCUAUGCCCUCAAACACCAAUAUAUGGAAGAUAUUUUUUAUGUGAUUGUCAUUGUAUAUAUGAUAUAUUUAAGCCCAUUGGAAGUACAGUUAUGCAUUUACAAUUAGUAUAUUAGGGUUAAAUAUUUCAUUGUUAGUAUAGUGCUCUGUCCCUUAUGCUUUUAAAUAAUACAAUAAACUGAAGUACCUCAA